UUCUAUUAUAAAAGUUGACCCUUUCUAUGGAAAAAACUUUGAAGAUGCUCAGGAAUGGAUUGAAAUAUUCUUAAGAGCGAAAGAAGCUAAUAGAUGGCCAGAUAAUAGAAGAAUAGCAAUUGCAGCAGGAAUAUUAAGGGAAGAAGCAGCUGACUGGUAUAAUCUACACAACUCAUUUGUAUUUGGAUUAGAUAAGAAAGUUGACAAAUUGCUUAGAACAGAAGUUAAGGAACUUUGA
Messenger RNA from Funneliformis mosseae, 238 nucleotides. The record is from the annotation of a GenBank genome assembly. Lineage: Eukaryota; Fungi; Glomeromycota; Glomeromycetes; Glomerales; Glomeraceae.